AUGGAAGAUCAGGACCCAGGUUCAUUCCAAACACGCAAAGCACACAGAAUAGAACAAAUGGUUGCAAGAUGGCUCCGGCGAUCUCGGGAUAAUUCACCCCGGGGGAGAAUUUCAGUAGGCGAUGGCCCUCCCGGAGGCCUCUCGCAAGCUUUGACCUCCGUGAAGCUCACAGUUAAGAUAUACAAAGAUGUGCUUCUCAGCGACUUUGGAUUUCAUAUUUCACAGAGCCUUCCGCUCACUGUCACGUCAGUCGUUGCAGGAGGUACAGCUGAUGGGAAGCUUCUUCCAGGUGAUCAAAUCCUCAGGAUGAACAAUGCGUCGGUGGAAGACCUUUCCUGUGAACAAGCAGCUGAUAUUUUAAGGGAAUCUGAAGAAUCUCUCUUGAUCACUCUUCUUCGAUGCACCUCGGGUGUUCCUAAGUCCUCUUUUCUAACAGAGGAGAAACGAGCCAGGCUAAAGAUCAAUCCCGUUAAGGUGCAUUUUGCUGAAGAGGUUCUUGUGAAUGGACAUUCUCAGGGUAAUUCUCUUCUGUGUAUGCCCAAUGUUCUCAAGGUGUACUUGGAAAAUGGACAGACCAAAGCUUUCAAAUUUGAGAAAAACACUUCUGUGAAGGACAUCAUCCUCACUUUAAAAGAGAAGCUUUCUAUCCACAGCAUUGAGUACUUUGCCCUUGCCUUGGAAGAGCAGUAUAAUAUCUCCAAGUUGCACCUUCUCCAUGAAGAUGAACUGAUCGAGCAGGUGGUUCAAAAGAAAGAGUCCUAUGACUAUCGUUGCCUCUUCAGAGUGUGUUUUGUCCCCAAGGAUCCAUUGGAUCUCCUGCAAGAAGAUCCUGUUGCCUUUGAGUACCUUUAUCUGCAGAGCUGCAGUGAUGUCCUUCAGGAAAGGUUUGCCGUUGAAAUGAAAUGCAGUUCCGCUUUGCGUCUAGCGGCGUUGCACAUUCAAGAGCGGAUUUAUGCUUGCGCCCAGCCCCAAAAGAUAUCUUUAAAAUAUAUAGAAAAGGACUGGGGAAUAGAGAACUUUAUAUCUCCAACUUUACUCCGAAAUAUGAGAGGCAAAGACAUCAAAAAAGCUAUUAGCUUCCACAUGAAGAGGAACCAAAGCUUGCUGGAGCCAAGACAAAAGCAACUGAUAUCUGCGGCACAACUGCGUUUAAAUUAUCUACAGAUCCUUGGAGAGCUCAAAACGUACGGUGGGAAAAUCUUUAAUGCCACUUUAAUGUUACAGGACAGAGAAUCAUACAUUGCCCUUCUGGUUGGAGCCAAAUAUGGGAUCAGCCAGAUUAUUAAUAGUAAACUUAACAUUAUGUCAACAUUGGCCGAAUUUGCGAAUAUCAGCAAAAUAGACCUGACCGAAGAGUCUGAGAAAGUGAGCAUGGUGAAAGUUUACCUUCAGGAUGUCAAGCUCCUUACUCUGCUACUGGAAUCCAACAGUGCGAAAGACCUCGCCUGCCUUAUUGCUGGUUACUACAGGUUGUUUGUACACUCGGCCGCCUCCAUAUUCAUCUGGACUGGGAAAAAGCAACAGACCCAUCGAAUUUCUGCUGAAGAAGGUUACGAAUCAAGAACCUGUAGUGACUCCGAAGAAUCAUCUGAAGUUGAUUCUUCACUAGAGAUCCUUUCAGAUGGACACUUGGCAAAGUUUGGCCGCAUAAAAUCUCCCAGCAAAGAAGACAAACAGUGUGCGGUGCUCAGAGGGCAGAGCGAAGACAAUUCAAAGUCAGAGGAGGAAAAGAGGGGCCUGAUGAACAGUGAGACUAGCGCUGUGACUGACAGCGCAUCUGAGGCCUCCGACUCCGCGAACACGGAGAGCAGAGGGUGCAAGACCAGUGGUUCCAGUGAUUCGAUGGAUGCUCUGGAAGAAGAUGACUUAGAUGCAUGCUCCUCCAGCAGACCUGAGUUUUUCCAUUUCUACACACCCACUUUUAAAGAGAGACUCGAUCAAGACGGUCGCCUCCUUACUGCAGACAGUGGAGAAGAGAAGAGUAGAGUAGAGGCCGAUGGUUUCCUUUGCCUCCUCGAGUUAUCCCGAGGUGCUAAUUCUGGGUCUCCGAAGACCGCGUCUACCAGGUCUCCGAGUGAUCCAAAACCCAACAGUUCGAAGAGAGAGCCGAACGGGCUGGCUCUAGACCCCAGAUUUUAUGAUAACAGCAGGAUGGAGUACUACAGUCUGUGUUCCAGGGUCUCCCCGGCGAGCCUUUUGAGUCACAGUUCCGAGAGCAGCUCUUCCAGGAACGGGUCUCCUAAAUCAGUUCAGGAGGAGAAUGUGCGGAGAGCCGAUCCAGCCCCGGGGGUGGACUCGCCUGUUCUAAAUCUGCCUGUUGGCCUAGAGGACACCAGCUCGGAUGAUGAAUUCUAUGAUGCCGCUGAUAAGCUUACACCUCCUGAUGCCCUCUCAGAUCCUUACACUGUCUCUACUAAGGACCAGGAUGAUUUCUGCUUGAAGAAUAAGGCAAGAAGUUCUAAUGUAGGGGAAAGCCUGACUCCGAGACCAAAUAAAACGGAGUCUGACAGAAGAGAGGAGGUGAAGAAGUAUGCAAAAACUCUAAGAAAAAGAAGGUCAUUCUUACAGACCGACUACACAUCUCAGGUUACGUUUCCCUUGGCUCCGUCCUUCUCCCUGGAGAGCGUGGAUCACGUGUGUUGUUACGAAAGGGCGCCUUACCUAAACUUCAUCUCUCACUCACCGACUGUUUCAUCUUUACAAGACGUGCAGGGAGAGCCUGCUCUUCUAGAAACCAAGGCCCUUGCGUUACUGACUCCACUGAGAGAAGCCAAAAGUAAAACUCCUUCCUCCAGCUUGAUGGAAAUGGAGCCUGAAACCAUGGAAACCAAAUCAGUCACUGAUUCCAUUAUAUCUCCUAUUUCAGCAGUUCGCCUCAAGGUGGAUCCAGAAAAACGGGCCAGUUCUGGUGUCCCCCUGGUGACCACGAAUGGUGCUCGAAAUCACAUCCAUCCCCAUCUCUCUUCCUGUUCGUUUGGCCACGAUGCCCACUCAAGUGCUUCUGAAACAUCCCUUCAGGUGCAAAACGGCAAAGCCGGAGUCACCGGAGGACCGGCAGGAGGGACUCAGAGCUGCUCACCUAAUCUCCUUCUGGAAACCAGAGAGAGCUGGGUUUCGAGCGCAGAUCAGGUGGUAACCCCAGGAGAUGUGGCGUUGACUAAAGGUGACCGUCUUGAAGCUGGAUUUGGUCAUUUAUCUGAAAUGCCAAGACAGGAAGCUAGUAGAAAAUACAUGGAGCCCGUGUCGUCUCCGGGGGGCCAGUCCGGAAGCGGAGCCUCGCCAAGUGUCACCCAUUCGGCAGAAGAGACCGCUUCUUCCCCCAAAGCAGUGGGCCCGAAGAAAUACGUGCCACCUUCCUUUGUACAGGAAGAAGUAGAAUUCCCCACAGGUGUCAGGAAGCCGAAUGGUAAUGUUUUGUUUAAGGAAAUGCCCGGGAAUGACUCCUUCCAGGACGAAGAGGAUAAGAAACCCUCGGGUUUGUCUAACGUCAUAGAGCUGCUUUUCGAUAGGAAUGAGCCACCUUGUGAAAGAGCUCUUCUCCCCUGGCAGGCAUUUGGCACGAAGCCUGAGAACGACUCGCCUCAUCAACAGACUGACCCCCAGGAAGAAGGCAGAAAAGAAGCCCCCCAGAUUGCCAGCCCCCCAGGGAAGGGGCUAUUGUCAGAGGGGCACUUGGACUCUGAUAUCCUCAGUGGGGUCCAGGGCUUUCCAUCAGCUUUGCUGAUGCCCUUCCAGGAAGGGAGCUCCGUGGCAGAGCACCAAUCUGACAGUGAGGGGAAGAGAGAGGGAGACCUUAGGAAAGCUGUUCUUCGGGUAGACCUGAACCCCGGGCAGGCCCAACUGAAUCCCCCUCUGUGUGUCAUCGAAGAAACUUCCAGGCAGAUGAAAGGGCACACCGUAAAGGAAUGGCACUGUUUGGACUACUUUUCAACUGGCUGUGGCAAUACCUCGGAAACCAGAGAGGAGAACUUGACUCUUACGCCACCUUCUUCAGACCAGUCAUUCCUCUGCCUGGGCCCUGACAACAGUCCUGGUGUUUCUGUGAAUCACAGGGCGGGGAGUCCUUUGGAUUUUGCAGAUAUGAAGGAAGCCAUCUUGCCAAAAAUGGAGGUAGAAAAGUGUAGCUGCCAGUUACCGUACGCUACGUGUUUCCGCAGCUUGGACCCCGAAGCAGACGAGGAGAACAUUGAUUUGGAAGUGGGUGGCUCUUCGGCACCGCUAACGACACCCCCGUCUUCAGGAAACCCGAUUCCCGUGGACUUGAAAUCUUUUGAGCUCACGAGAGUGCGAAACCUUAGACCCCACUUGAGUGAAAACUGCCCCUGGCCAGACUAUUUCUCCCAGGCCCUGAAUCAGUUGCAAGUCAGACUGUGCAAGUCCCCCGUUGGCUUCUGCCAGCUCUUAGAUAACAUCGUUGAGCUACAGAACCUGUUAGAACAAUUUCGGGCACCUGGGACUAAACACUCCCAGGAUAAGUGUGCGUGGCACUUUUCUGAGAACAGAAAUAGCCUCUGUGUCGGAUCCCAGAAGCUCAUGUCGAGCUGCCAGCAUGUGAUUAAAAUCGACCAGUCCCCGGAAGAAAUGCAACGCGCUUUACAAGACACCUUCCAAAACCUCCUCCAGCUGACAGGGGUCUACUUUCAGUUUACAAACUGUGGACACUGCAUGAGGAGGCACGGAGAUGUGACCGGGAACCUGAAGGAUGUCAUCUGCACCUACUAUCAGUUCGUGCAGGCUGCGAAACUGACAUGCGAGAGAGGCUAUCGGGAUCUGAGCGUGAAACUGUUAGCACGACAGUGCACGGCGCUCACGGCCGCAGUGUUUUGCUUGACCCAGCAGUUUCAGGGGUCCGCAGCUCUGUGAAACCGCUUUGGCAGUUACAGUGACGCUCUCCUGUCCUCCGAAAUGGAAGUUGCCCUGAG
Tachyglossus aculeatus (Australian echidna) is the source of this 4922-nucleotide messenger RNA. It is a transcript of the gene FRMPD1, whose product is annotated as FERM and PDZ domain containing 1. The transcript has 15 exons. Gene Ontology annotation, molecular function: protein binding. NCBI's taxonomy places the organism in Eukaryota, Metazoa, Chordata, Mammalia, Monotremata, Tachyglossidae. The coding region runs from base 1 to 4863 and encodes 1620 amino acids. Gene Ontology annotation, cellular component: cytoskeleton. The record is from RefSeq and is a predicted model, not a curated record.